Colletotrichum higginsianum IMI 349063 is the source of this 1254-nucleotide messenger RNA. RefSeq names its product Protein BTN. Gene Ontology annotation, biological process: regulation of intracellular pH. NCBI's taxonomy places the organism in Eukaryota, Fungi, Ascomycota, Sordariomycetes, Glomerellales, Glomerellaceae. The record is from RefSeq and is a predicted model, not a curated record. Bases 1 to 1254 code for a protein of 417 amino acids. The transcript is spliced from 2 exons. Gene Ontology annotation, cellular component: membrane; vacuole.
AUGCACACGAAAAUGUCUUCAAGCCAGCUGGAUGGCCCGCUUGUUACCAAGUACCGUACGCGAACGUUCUUAGGCUUUGCACUGAUAGGUCUUGCAACCACCAUCCUCACACGCGUUAGCCACGCAGCAAACUAUCUCAUCAUCCCAUACCCAAAGGCCAUCGUCCUCCUGCUCGAGCUUCUUCCGUCUUGUCUAGCCAAACUAUUGCUACCUUCAGUCUUUGGCUACAUCCCUCAAAAUGCACGCCUUGUCCUGUUGGCUGGAUUAUGGUUACUAGUCAAGGUUGUCGUCUCCGCUACGCCCCCGAACGUACUGCCUCCUGUGCGCGUUCUGAUGACACUGUUGGCUGCCUCCUCCUCGGCUGCUACUGAGCUUUGUUGCUUGGACUCGGUUCGACGCUAUGGUCGCCUCGGACUCAUUGCCUGGGCUGCCGGCACCAGCCUUGGCCAAAUGGCAAAUGCUACAUGGCCUUUAGUGCUGACGUCGUCCAUGGGAAUGACACUGAGGGAGGGGACUGGAUACAUGUAUCCAUUGAUUUUCACGAUUCUUUUUGCCUACUUCGUCGUAUUGCCAAGGAGCUCUUCUGCAACUGGCAAUGGAGAUGUUGAUCUGGACAAUCGAUACACAGCGAGCUACUACGACACAUCGCUGAUGGAGGCCACCUCGACGACACUGGACAAAGAUCCAAGGAAAAUAUCUCGGAACCCCGGAACGUUGGCUGCUACGACGAUGCAGUACCUACCUACAAUAUUUCUUGCUUCAGCUGCGCAGGCCAUGGUGUUUCCCGGAGUAGCCCUCGCCCUCGAUGGUUCUUCGUUUUCCUCCCUCCUGUCGUGGACAUCUGCGCUUGCCUUUGCGCUUUAUCUUGGCAAUUUCACAGCACGAUUGUCAACAAUUCCAUUCCGACUUGGGAACCACAGGGUUGUUUUGAUUCUAUUAGCCUGGAUGGUGGCCUUGUUGUUGGCAGACUCCAUCUUCUUCCUUGGUUCUAGUUGGGUUGUGCUUGGUGUGGCCCUUAUUUCUGGCUUGUUAGGAGGCGCAGUAUACAUUGAGGUGUUUGACGGCGUACUGAAAGCGGUUUCUGACCAUUCGGACUGCUUAUUGAAUCUUGGUAUCGUCAGUGCCGGUGACACAAUGGGCAGUCUAUUAGGCGGGUUGGUUGGCUUGCUAUGGGAGGCGGCAAUUUGCAGUAUGACUGUAGAUACAGGGAGGUUCUGCCACAGAGCCCGUUGGAACCGAGACUACAGUCUGUAA